GAAAUUUUUGGCGGUCUUUCUGCUCUCUGUUGACAUUUUUCAACAAACAACAUGCUCAGAGGCAGGUAUGUUAUUUGAAGCAGCAGAGUUUAGCGAGCAAUGACGAGCAACGAAGCACUACGAAAGCAACAUAGCACUCGUCCUUAUUAGGCUGUACGAGGACAUAAAUUCAGUCAGUUAUUUUCCAAACGUGCCGGCGUGCAGUUCAUAAAUAUUCCGAAAAAGUCGCUUAGCCAUGCUUUGAAUGGUCAAUUUAUAAAUUGUAUUUAUGAAUUUAUACGUGACAAUACACAUAUCUACGGCGGUGUCUGGGUACAUACAUCACGUUUUGGGUGGCGCGUACCGUGUUCGAAGAAGCUUGUGUUUAAGUGUGUGUGUUGAACACAAAAUAAAUUAAGCUAUAAAACGAAGUUGGCGCCUACACCGACACAAACCACAAAAUUCGAACAGGAAAAAAAACACUUGUGCUUUUGCUAUUGUUUGAAACGUUUUACCGUUAUUUCGUUAAAUUCCCACCAACGCAUUUCGAAAGCGCUGCUAUAGCGCAGCAUUGAGAUGUACAAUGUGCGACAAAAACUGCAAAUACAACACAAACAAGACCAGACGGUUCAACAGCAACGCCAUCAACAGCUGCACAUGGAUGUUUAAUCUUGUGGCGGUUGCCUUAUUAAUCCAACAUGUCGCCUGUGCUGCAACAGCCAGCGUGUAUGUUACAGGCGAUGCAACAACAACAACAGCAGCAGUGGUGUCGUCAAAGGCGCACACCGAUUGCCUACCAGCCCAGGAUAACGGCAGCAGUAGUAACAACAAGUACAUAGCAACACGGGCUCAAUCCGGGAGCCGCGCUACGAGUCGUCACCUCAGCGCCAUUGAGCCCACCGUCGGCGGUGGCAGCAGUGUCGUUGCUGUAGACGAUGGUGUGGAUUUCGCCGCCUAUGCGAAUGAUUUCAAUAUGCAAGCUGAAGCUGCUAUACCCGAGGAUAUUUUGGACCAACAACACAUACAAGAUUCCGAUGCUAUUGAUGCGGACAGUAUGCAAUAUGUUGGAGACGGUGAUGGCGAUAGUGAUGAGGCUGUUGAACCCGAAGCUGAUAUUAUACUUGCAGCGCAGAGAUUCAGCACUUCAGAAAGCAGUCGUGAGAAAGAAGAAUAUUACGAGCAUGACAACAACAAUGGAGACAAUAAAAAUAAAGGCAGCAACAGCAAAAGCGCACAGUCAAGGAAAACUAUAAGAAAGCGAAACAACAAAUUGAAAAACAAUGCAGACAACAACAACAACGGUGACAACAACAGCAGCAAAAGUGGUGACAGAAAAUAUGACAGUGACAACACAGCUGUCUACAAUGAUGAUGAUGAUUCAAUGGCCCAAGCGGAUGUGCUGGACAUCACGGCUGAGGAACCAUUGGCGCUGCCCAGUGCGACCGAAGCCAGGCAAAGUUUCAUAUUGACGCGACAUUCAAGAGGACAACAAAAUCACAAAUUAAUAGCAGCAGAGGACGACGCACAAAGUUAUGAAGCGCAACGUCGAGACGUGACCGGGCGGCAACAGCAACAGCAAUUUAUUGAAAACUUAGUUGCAGAAAAAUUUAAUAAAGCAGCGGCACAAACAGUAAACAAUGAUGACAAAGCGAAAGACAACAUGCACAGCGACAGCAAUAACAACAACAAUGCAAACAAUGUUGGCAUCCAUGGUGCUGCUGUUGACGAGCAUCGUGAAAGCAUCAGCAGCACGGCUAUAAAUAAGAACAACAAUAUGAGUAAACAAGUAAACAAUAAAUCAGAAAUGGAAUACACGACGGAAGAUAAUCAACCCGAGGAAACGGCGAUCGGCGAUAUUGAGGACAAAUUUCGUAAUGAAGACGGUGUUGCAGGGCAGCAACAACAACAGGAGCGGCAGUUCCAAAAGGACCUGCACAGCCAACAAACUGCAACGAUUGCGCAGCAAAGGGGAGAGGCGCGGGCAGCACUGUUGCCAACGUCUAUGCGGGGCAAACACGUAGAAGAAGAUCAUCGAAAAAUUAAAAAAAUCAAACGAAAUGAAAGAGCCAGCAGCAGCAGCAACAACAAUGACAACGAACAUGCUAGCAAGUACAAUGAAAAUAGCAAGAACAACAGGCACGCGUAUAAACGCCAUCACCAUGGAGCGGCCCCGCACAUGGCAGGCGAAUAUACUCCAAAGACGUCCACGCAAAUGACAGACACAACGAUGAGACGAGAGAAAGUUGAAACGUCUGAAACCAACCAACCCAGGCAUGUGCAACAAAAGCUGCCGCAGCACGUUGAAGUUGCUGACAGCGUUGCUGGGGUGGCAGAGCCACAAGCCGAUUACUCCAUAACCUAUUUUGGCAUCUUAACAAACAGCUCGAAAAAGCGCGAAAAGACAUUCGCCGAGGAACAAGCAGCUGCGGAUGAGUUCGGCAAUACCGUUAGAAACUCGGCCAAAACAGCAGACAUUGUUGCCGAAAUUGCUGACGACGAUGAUGCGGCUAAACUUGAGGCUGACGCUGUGCGUGCAAGACGAAAUCAGUUGCAGCAACAACAACAUGCGCCAACUGCGUCCAACACCGGUGAGCCUCAUGCAACGCACUCACACUCCUCGGCCUUUGAGCGCUUCAAGGCGCAACGUCGCAACAGUCGACGUUACGGACAUAAAAUGCACAAGAAAAAAUAUAAGGAUUACCUGCGUCAUGCAACGAUAGCCUCGUUGACAGCUAAGGCGAUGACAACAGCAAUUGAGGCAGCAACAACAACAGCAACGCCGUACAUGUCGACAGGACUCCCGCCUAUGGGAAAUGCAUUUGAAAUGAGUGCUAAGCACACACUCAACUCGACACAGACACAAUUGAUAAAUGACAACUACACCGAUUACUAUCGGCAGCAACAACAAUGGGGGGAAAAUGUUGCCAACGGCAGAGAGCAAAAACAUGCAUACACGUUAAGAAAAUAUGUAAGGAAAAUUGAAGCGGAAAAAUCACGUGGAUUACCAGCAUCACCAAUAUUUGUUGUAGGCAAUCAGAGCGCCGGAGUGGUGGCUACAAGCGAGGCGCACAGUAGCAGGCGCACAGGUGGCGACUCAAAACCAUUCUACGAAGGGCAAGUAAACUAUUACUUGGAUACAGGAGACGAUGGGGAUACGACGACUAAAGCAGUGUUAAUGAAAAGCUACCAGCCAACCGACGGCGAAGGGCAGAGCACGAGUAUAACUGAUGCGGCGCUGUCUAGAGAGGAUGAGGAGCGUUUGCGUGCGCACGAACGUAGCAUGGAGCACAUGAUAGCAGCUGACAAUAAUAACUGGUACCGACGAGUAAGCCCAGUGUUGCGUAAUGGUAUUAAAGUCUACAGCAACGAAGAUAGAGUGCAACGUGAAAAAGCAGCCAGCCAGCUGCCGCAUGUGCAGGAGCAACAGUCUCAUCCGCACCUGCAGCGACAACAUGCCGCAAAACAACAUCAGAAUUAUCACACACACCACCACGAAAAACAACGGAAUCAACAUCAUCGCCAGCACACACAAACAUAUCAGCAACGACAACAACACCAUGACGCACAACAACAUCGACGUGGCAGCAGUAAUCAUCACAAGCAUCAUCAAAAUAGUAAACAUUAUCAAUCAAGCAACAGACAGCAGCAGCAGCAACAUCGAGCCGAUGCCAAUGAGCGAAAACUGCUUGCUCCUCCAUCGCCCCACGCCGCUGACACACAGGCCGCAGUGGAGUUGGGUAUGGUCCAGACACCGAUACCACCGCCUUCAUACACAAAACAACACCCGAAGCAAACUGAACACGAGAUGAUGGGCCACGGAGCGCGACAACUGGGCCAUCAAAUCACAGAAUUGGAGGAGUUGGAGCGAUACUAUGCCAAGUGGCCGCACUUGGCACGCGUACAGUUUCAGUUGUAUGAUGAACACUACCGCGAGGACCACCCUGAACUCUACCCUGAAAUAAAGGUCGGCGCUAACGAUUUGGCUGAUACCGUAGAAGACUACGACGAUGAUUAUGAGAGCGCUGCCGAGUUAGAAGAAGCGCAAAAUAGUCAUGACGAAGACGCCAACUUGCCGCCCUACAUCAAGAAGUACAAUAGACGAAAUAAGCAAUUGUUGAAUUUGCUUGAGGGCACACUACCGCCACCGACACGUCUUCCACCCACUUUGGCACGCACUUGGUCGAGAUCGGUGCUGCAGCCGGGCCCUCAUGCCAGCAGUCGGAGCGCCGGUGGUGGUAGAAUACGUAUCGAUGACGACUACCUUAAGGAGAAACGCAAGCGCUAUCAUAAUCGUGAUAUCGGUAGCGUUGACACUGGCGGCAUUAGUGCGAGUAACAACAAUAACCGCAAGGAAGACCGACAUCACUAUCAAGAUUUAUUUGCACAGCAACGACUGGCGCAAAUUGCCACUAUACAGGCGACAGGGGAGCCAACAGGUGUGCUGGCAAAAGCUGAAGCAAUCUCCGCCAACCCAAAUGUGAGCAGCAGCAAGUCAGAUGUAAUCAGCAGCUAUAAAACGACGCCACAAUCAAACAACCAACUACCCGACGAGGAUGUUAGCAUUUCAGCCGACACAGAUAUCGAGACUUAUGCUGGCGAUGAGGGCGACAUUGACUUUUGGCAAAAGGAAAUCGAAAAUAAAUUGAAUGCAAACGAAUUGGCAGGAAGCGCACAAAUGAGUUGGCAAAUCGAAAAAUUAACAACACCCAACCCCGCGCCGAACGCACCGAAAGCAGCAAUUUUUCGCUUGCCCUCAUAUCCGGCAAACGCUGGCAGUUUCGUCGGCAAGCCGCGCAGUCGUAGCGCGCAAUUUGCACCGAGCGGCGGCAGUCGUGGCAAACUAGCUUUUUUAGCACCAGCAAGUAGCGAGCUUAACAAUAACAGAUGGGGCAAUAUAUAUGGCCUAGGCGGUGUCAAUGUGGCAAGUGCUGCUGGCGGCGUUGUAGUCAAUGGUCUUGGAGGCACACGCGGCAGUUACCACAAAUCGUUGUCACGUUUCAGCGCUUACAAGCCGAGUGUUUAUAAAACGAUAACCGCUGCAGCGACAACCGCUUCAACCACGACGACAACUCCCGUAGCCAAUGGUGAUGAUGGUAUGAGUGGUGACGACGCGGUAGCCAUUACAACUACUGCGGUUGCGGUGACGCCGAGUGGCGUUGGUAGUGAUGACGCAGAAGGCGCAGAUGCCGCCAAUGGUGGUGUGGCUAAUGCUGUUAUGGGACGUACCAUUAGCUCGUUCGUCUAUCACCGUGUGAUUGAUGCGUCACCUCGACUUGUGGGCACCGGCAAUACCGGGCGCAAGCAACGAUUGCCAUUUGUGGCCAUCACUGAUCGUCGGCUGGAGACCACAAAGAAGGCGCAGCUUGAACGACAGAAAGAUUUCGAACAAAAUCACUACCCAAUGCCUUAAAUUCACUGCACUUCAAUGACGGCGGCAGCGAAAGACACGUGGACGGAGAUGACGGAGACAUAGACUAGCAGCACAAACAUUCGCACAAGGACCGAAACGAAAACGAUAAUAAAAAUGUUGACCUAGACGACAGUGUAGAUGGAGUUGUAGAAAGUAAAAACCAAAAACAAAAACAAAAGCAGUAAAUGAAAAUAGUAUUAAAGGAAGUUGAAGCCACGUGAGCAGUAAAAAAACGUAAAAUGUUAAGCUAUAUCAGAACGAAAUGAGCGCAGCACCAUUGCACCACCGCAGCGCUACAAUGGCAAACAGCUUGUGCAACUCAACACACACGCACCGGUGCCACAAAACAUCUAAACAAUGUUUAUGUUUUUACGCAAUCGAUUUCCGUUACCGUUCUGUCCUUACUAUACAAAAGGACACGAAGGCUCUGUAGUAAGUUUUUACUAACGACACGUUCUUCUAAUAUACUCUUUUUUUGAUGACGAUUGAUACGUGUUCCAUUUGUUUCAAGUCUUGAUUUCCAACAUUCAACUUGAGUUCACAAAUACAAAAAUAUACUUAAGUCAGCAAUUUGAUUUGAAUUAUUUGCUCACAACAAAUAUAGAAAUACAUAUUUUACUACAUAUCAAUACUCGUACAUUCUGUAUAUUUAUAUUUCUGAACAAUAAAGAGUAGAACAGCAACAAUGUUACAUUAAUAAAGGCGAAAUAUGUGUUAAAGUGAAAAUUAAGAUGUUAUUUGAUCAAAAUUAAAAGUAAAUAAACGCCGUUGUAUCGCAACCCUCCACUGAAACGUAAUAUCUCGGAAUCACCACUUGAAAUGGUAGUAGACAGAGAAUAAUCAGAUUUUCGCAAAUUCUUUUAAUUUUUUUUGCGCAAGAGAAUAUAUCAUUUCCAAUAAAAACUUGAAUCGGUUAAAAGCUGUUCCGGUAACAUCUAUAUAUUUACUAUUCACCGACAAGUCGUACCACAAAACUGGUAUGAGAUAAUGUUGACAGUGGACUGACAAAAAAACUUCUUAUUACUACUACUGAGCAAAAGAGAACAAAGCAGUUUCACAGGGGUCAUCACUGGGCACCUAUCUCUAAGGGCCCACCUGCAGAGACUUGGUAUAGCUGGGUCGGACACGAAUUUCUAUGCGUUCAAAACUGUCGCCUCGGUAUACAGUUACAAAUAUACUAAUUUAUUGUAGUUAUCUCCUUCAUUGGACAAUAUAAAUUAUAGCUCCGUUUGUCAAAGGUCAUGGCGCUGUAACAGGAACUUUAAUAAGUUUCGCAAUUAUUUUAUAAUUCUGAAUGCAUACGCCACUGCACAUUUUCUAACUAUUUCAUAAUUGUUCUUAUAAAAUCACAUAAAGUAACAGUUUGAAGAUACCACUAUACAGUUUCAAGUCGACUGUUUUUGCAUCAUACAUACAUAUAAGUCUCUUGAAGCGAUUUCACUUGAAUGCGCAUUUGUAUGUUCCAGCUGUCUUGUGUUUGUAAAUAUUUGUUGCAUCCUAGAUAUAAGCCAGCAACACCGGCCACACAAAUGGGCUUAUAUUUGCAAUAUUUGUCAUAACAAACAACAUCAAUAGUUUAUGUAAGCGCAAAUAUGAUGUAUGCAAACGCAUUAGGGUUCAUAUGAAUUAUUAACUUUGAAAAUUGACAACUAACUGCAACAUAACACAUUCAAAAGUGGCUCUUGACAUGUUACAUCUUGCAGAUAAUCACAAUUGAGUACAUUAUUUAUAUGGCACUUAUGCAUGCGUUUACGUAUACAUACUAUAUGUGUACAGUUAGAAAUAUGUCUGGCUUUUCAAGUGGCUGAUACAUUUCACACUUCAUACAUACUCCAGUUGGAAUUUAAGAAAUGCCUGCUUCUGCAACAUAAGUAAUCAAAAUCUUUCUUAAAUCACACUAAAGAAGUUUUAAUGAUUUGUUGUAUAGUUUGAAUUUUAUGCUUAAAUGGAUAUUAAUUUCAAAGGACUUAGAGGUAUCCAGGAACGCACUGGCUAUUUAGUACAUAAAGCAAGUUUUCCAUUUCAUGACCAACAGUUAUAGGGUCGGCAGACAGAGCAAUAUCUACCUUAAAACAAUGGUUUUAAAGAGUUGCGUUUAAGUCCUUAUAAGCUAUAGAUUAGAGAUUAGAUUAAAUUGUAGUUUUGUAGCUUAAUUUGUUACUUCGUUAAAGCAUUAGGCAUUUUUGCCGACGACUCUAAGUCCUCCUCAGAGACUAAAAGAGUGUGUAUUAAAUUUGAUAAUAGAAAGCGGCCACCGAUUCUUCGAGCGUUAGAGAGUAGUAAAUCGUUCAUUUUAUAUUAAAAUUUCAAACAUAUUGGCAACACUGAAAAUUAACUGUUAAAAAACAUACAUGCAAAUGUUUGGUCGCAUGAAUUACUUGAAGCAUAGUAAUGUUUGAUAGUUCUCUUUGAAAAAGUCAAUUUUAACUCGAGUCUCUAAUUACUAAAAUAUAAAUAAAAUAUUUAGGGCAUGUCUUCGCUUUCCAUUUAAAGAUUUAAAUUUUUGUAUAAUGACACAUUUGAUGCAAUUUUGAAAGUAAUUUGUUAUUUGCGACAUUCGCAUUAGAAAAACUUGUCAAAAGUCACAAGUUGGUAGCAUUGAAGAAUAUAGCUAUUCAUUUUAAUAAUAUCCACUUAAUCCCUUGUAUCGAAUCCAACUCGUUUACUUUGUUGUUGCUUUUGCAUUUAAAUAUUUGGGAAAGAAAGCAACGCGCCAAUAUAGCGAAUCGAAGACGACUAAUAAAAAAAUUCUUGAAAAGUAACUUUCAAAUGGGAAAUCGUUUGGACAUUUCGUCCUGAAACCGACCGUAGAAAGGCCAGAACUAUGCUAUUGAUUUUGUCAAAAAACAAUAAUUUACAAGCAUAAAUGAUCCGAUCCGACCAUAUUAAUGCAAUUCUAACUUUUUAGAGAAAAUCACAAUCCAAAUGAAAAGGAAUGAAUCUCACAACUUUCGACAGUCGUUUGAAACGUACUUAACUUCUAAAUACCGGUUUUCAGAAAGAGGUAGAAUUGAUGGUUCAAUUUGACAAAAAUGUCAAAUCCGAUAUACAGCUGACAGACAGAAUAUGUGCUACCAUUUGCAUUAAUUGCCAUUAAUUUCAAAUUGAAAUUGGGUAUAUGCGUGUUUAAGUUAAAUAUAGGAAUUAUGAAUUAAUAUUAAAUAUCAUUUUAACAAAUAUGUUUUAAGGAAGAAGUAGCUGACAGGAAACGGAAGUAAAGCCCAGAAAAAAUUUUAAAUGCAAAUUUGAUCAUUCCAUUCACACUUUUUUGACACUUUCGUAUCAUAUUCUCCACAAGAACUUGAAACCGAUUGAGCCUAAAAUGUGAACAAAAUUAAAAAAGUAAAUAAUUUUCUUAAGUGGAAAAGCUUACAAAAAAGUCAUAAAUAAGUCUUACCCUCCACCUCGAUUAAUGAGCAUAUCAUAAAGUAUGAGUUAAUUUGACAGCUUAUCUACAUAGACAAGUUGUUACCAGGCUUUCGUAUUUGUAAUGCACUUUGACAUUGUUAGUGUAACGUUAUCCGUUAGGUCAUCGUAAGAGCAAGCAUUACCAAAACAGUUCAAAAGAUACACUACAGCGGUUUUAUAUUAGAUGUUGAACUGAACUGAAAUGGAUUAAAUAUCAAUGUCAAUAAACUUCAUAAACAGUAAAUUAAUUGCAUUAACAUAUAUUCAUACAAAUGUAUAUGCAUUUAAUUACACACACACACACACACACAACUGCAUUUGAUUUCGUGUGAAAUAUUAUCUUGGAAUCAACAGCAGCAAAAGCAAUAAACCACACCGUUACACACACAUAUAUUAAUUGCAUAUUAAAUAUCAAUUAAAGAUUAAAAAUAUUCAUUGCGCACAAAAUAAAAACAUAAAUAAUAGUUUAACAAUGGCAGCGCAUUUCAAACGCAUACCGCAGAACGUAUGAUUUUAUGGGAAAAAAUUUCAUUUUUUUCAAACGCAAACCUCACGUUGACAGCUUAGCGUAAGCGUAAAGUGCAGCGUAAGCGCAAAAUAAAAUAUUUUAAAGCGUCAAACAUUUAUUGUGAAAAUUUUAAAAUAAUAGCAGGUUUUAAAGUAAAACAGUUUGCAAAUGAAAUAUAAAUAUAAGCGACAAAAAACGAAGACACACAUACACCCAUACACCCAUACACACAUACAUAAAUAAACGUAUAUAUAAUAUAUAUAAAGAUAGAGUUUGUUUUCUGCUCAUUACAGUACACAUAAGUGUAGAUAUGCAAAUAGUAAUCUAUAUAACAUAUCAUGAAUACUUUUAAUUUUU
Molecule: messenger RNA, 9662 nt
Organism: Zeugodacus cucurbitae (melon fly)
Lineage: Eukaryota; Metazoa; Arthropoda; Insecta; Diptera; Tephritidae
Product: general transcriptional corepressor trfA
Exons: 5
Coding region: 563-5389 (1608 amino acids)
Source: RefSeq, a predicted model, not a curated record